AUGCAGAAUAAGAAAAUGAACGUCGAAGUGCGCACAGAGCGUGUGCACAAGACAAUGGCGAUGUUAACGGAGCGUUACCGCAACUCAGACAAGGAACCCAUACAUUUCCAAAUCCUCAAAGUACAAAGGUACCAAGCACUUAAGUACUAUGGACUGCAACCAGUGGUGAACACCCUAAUCAAGGGAGAUAAGCAACCAGAUGGGAGUGAAGGGCACUUGUCAGAUAUAGUAGCACCCAAGUUUCAUACCAUGACUGAGCCACACAUAAGAACGGCGGCUGUGACACAAGCAGAGCGUAUGUUGAGGGAGCAGGUGCGAGCAUUAAACAACAAACGUAACAACGCACAGACAACCACACCAGAAGAGGCACUGAGUUUUGGAAUUAGGAUUGGAACAUUUCUGAUAUUAGAGUCAUCAGAAAUAUUAGCGGUAUAG
Messenger RNA from Sphaeroforma arctica JP610, 435 nucleotides. RefSeq lists its product as hypothetical. The coding region runs from base 1 to 435 and encodes 144 amino acids. The record is from RefSeq and is a predicted model, not a curated record. The transcript has a single exon. NCBI's taxonomy places the organism in Eukaryota, Ichthyosporea, Ichthyophonida.